Piliocolobus tephrosceles (Ugandan red Colobus) is the source of this 3351-nucleotide messenger RNA. It is a transcript of the gene ZBTB35, whose product is annotated as zinc finger and BTB domain containing 35. The transcript is spliced from 7 exons. The record is from RefSeq and is a predicted model, not a curated record. Gene Ontology annotation, molecular function: protein binding; RNA polymerase II cis-regulatory region sequence-specific DNA binding; DNA-binding transcription factor activity, RNA polymerase II-specific. Gene Ontology annotation, cellular component: nucleus. Bases 371 to 2242 code for a protein of 623 amino acids. Lineage: Eukaryota; Metazoa; Chordata; Mammalia; Primates; Cercopithecidae. Gene Ontology annotation, biological process: regulation of transcription by RNA polymerase II.
UGGUCUGCAGUAAGGGGAUCCGGUGUAUAAUUCUGAGCAGCCCCAGGUCCUGAGCCCAGCAAACACGUGCUGCGGUCGGGCGCGGGGAGGGCGCGCUUAGCCGAGGAAGAUCCCGGGCGGCGGAACGUGCUCGCGCCCGUCGUUGCCGCUGCCGGCGCCGCGGUCGCCCAACCGAGCGCACAUGCGCCCGCGGGGCCCGAGCAGAAGUGGAGCCCCUGCUCUCACGAAGAAAAUGGAGGACGAGCCACGGGUUAGGUGUCAGGAAAGGUGUGGGGCUUAUUAUGCCCUGGGAGAGGAAAGCAGGGAACAAGAGGCUCUGAGGGGCCGAGAGGAAGGAGGGAGGCCCACGAGCUAGAGCAGCCCGACGGCCAUGGAGGCUGAAGAGACGAUGGAAUGCCUUCAGGAGUUCCCUGAACAUCAUAAAAUGAUCCUGGACCGAUUGAAUGAACAGCGAGAGCAGGACCGCUUUACUGACAUCACCCUAAUUGUCGACGGACACCAUUUUAAGGCUCACAAGGCUGUUUUGGCUGCCUGUAGUAAGUUCUUCUACAAAUUCUUUCAGGAGUUUACGCAAGAACCUUUGGUGGAGAUAGAAGGUGUUAGUAAAAUGGCCUUUCGCCAUUUAAUUGAGUUCACAUAUACAGCAAAAUUAAUGAUACAAGGAGAAGAAGAAGCCAAUGAUGUAUGGAAAGCAGCAGAGUUUCUACAAAUGCUAGAAGCUAUCAAAGCCCUUGAAGUCAGGAACAAAGAAAACUCAGCUCCAUUAGAGGAAAAUACCACAGGAAAAAAUGAGGCCAAAAAAAGGAAGAUUGCAGAAACUUCAAAUGUUAUCACUGAGUCAUUGCCAUCUGCAGAAUCAGAACCUGUUGAAAUUGAGGUAGAGAUUGCCGAAGGCACCAUUGAAGUAGAAGAUGAAGGCAUCGAAACAUUAGAGGAAAUGGCUUCUGCCAAGCAAUCCGUAAAGUACAUACAGAGCACAGGUUCCUCUGAUGAUUCUGCUCUAGCACUGUUGGCAGAUAUUACCAGCAAGUACCGUCAAGGUGACAGAAAAGGGCAGAUAAAAGAAGAUGGCUGUCCAUCUGACCCCACGAGCAAACAGGUAGAAGGUAUUGAAAUUGUGGAACUUCAGCUGUCACAUGUGAAGGACUUGUUCCAUUGUGAGAAAUGUAACCGUUCAUUUAAAUUGUUUUACCAUUUUAAGGAACACAUGAAAUCACACUCCACUGAGAGUUUCAAGUGUGAAAUAUGCAAUAAACGGUAUCUUCGAGAGAGCGCAUGGAAACAGCACCUAAAUUGUUACCACCUUGAAGAAGGUGGAGUCAGUAAGAAGCAAAGAACUGGGAAAAAAAUUCAUGUAUGUCAGUACUGUGAGAAACAGUUUGACCAUUUUGGACAUUUUAAAGAACAUCUUCGAAAACAUACAGGUGAAAAACCUUUUGAAUGUCCAAAUUGUCAUGAACGAUUUGCUAGAAAUAGCACUCUUAAAUGUCACCUCACUGCAUGCCAAACUGGAAUAGGGGCAAAAAAAGGAAGGAAGAAACUCUACGAAUGCCAGGUCUGCAACAGUGUGUUUAACAGCUGGGACCAGUUCAAGGAUCACUUGGUGAUACACACUGGAGAUAAACCCAACCAUUGUACUUUAUGUGAUUUGUGGUUUAUGCAAGGAAAUGAAUUAAGGAGGCAUCUCAGUGAUGCUCACAAUAUUUCAGAGCGUCUAGUAACAGAAGAAGUUCUUUCAGUAGAAACACAUAUGCAAACUGAACCUGUAACAUCAAUGACUAUUAUAGAACAAGUUGGGAAGGUGCAUGUGCUACCAUUGCUUCAGGUUCAGGUGGAUUCAGCACAAGUGACUGUGGAACAAGUCCAUCCAGAUCUGCUUCAGGACAGCCAGGUGCACGAUUCACACAUGAGUGAGCUUCCAGAGCAGGUCCAAGUGAGUUAUCUAGAAGUGGGCCGAAUUCAGACUGAAGAAGGUACUGAAGUACAUGUAGAGGAGCUGCAUGUUGAACGGGUAAAUCAGAUGCCAGUGGAAGUACAAACUGAACUUCUAGAAGCAGAUUUGGACCAUGUGACCCCAGAAAUCAUGAACCAAGAGGAGAGAGAGUCUAGCCAAGCAGAUGCUGCUGAGGCUGCCAGAGAAGAUCACCAAGAUGCUGAGGAUUUAGAGACCAAGCCAACAGUGGAUUCUGAAACUGAAAAGGCCGAGAAUGAGGACAGAACAGCUAUGCCAGUUUUAGAAUGAAAUUACACAUGAAUAUAUUUUUAAAUUUAUUUGUUGGGUUUUUGAACUGAUUAUGGGCAGUAUGACUGUCCUUAAGCCUAACAGACAAGUGGACCAAAGUUAAGCUGUUUCCUGUUGUGCUGAACUGUUUCUGUUGAAACACAUUGAUUCCCCUCCCCCUACUUAAUGCCACAGAGGAGGGAUCUUUUCCAUAACUGAAGGGGAGUUUUGAGAAGUAUAUUUCUGGAAACUUAAAUGGAUUAUAUUCUUAUUAUAUAGUUGGGUACGAAUGUAUCUAUUUUCAUUGUGGUAAAAGUUCUUUUCUCUUUCCCAGGUCAUGUUCUUCCUCAAAUUUUUUCCAUAUUGUAAAAUCAAACUUAAAUCAUUAGAAUACAAGUUUAUGUAUUCUAAUGCAUGUUAGAAAAUUGAAUAAUAUAGGAAACACAAGGCUGCAUGAUGAAAAGUGCAUUGUUACUGUGCAGUAAAUUUUGGCUUCUGGCUUUCUUUAGUUUGAACAAACGUUCUUGUCUACCCCAGUAGUAACAGAUGCCAUCUCUGCAACAGAAAGAGUGGUGGUGGCAAAAGUUCUAGAAUGUUAAAAAAAAAAAAAAAAAAAAAAAACACAAAACACACCCAUGUGCCUUCUCAAAACCAACUAAACUUCUAUAAAGCAUCUCUGGUUCUUUCAAAGUUUAUGUUGUAAGGAGCAAUGUAGAUGAUGCUGUAAUACUUUAUAUUUUUGCUUAUAAUGACAGCCACCAGUUCUUUUUCCACUUAGGUUGAGAAAUUUUAUUUAAUGGCCACUGAAGGGCCAUUUUCAAUUGGGAAAAUGUAUUUACAUCUGUGGUAAACUUUAUUUUGAUGAAAAGUUGCACUAGUAUUUUACCACCAGAUGAAAAAAAGAUGAGCAGCAUUUAAAAAUUAAUGUAUUUAAAAUAAAGUACAGAGAAAGACAUGUAUAUAAUUAUCAGGCUUUGUUUUGAAUGGAAUCUUUCCCCCCGAUCCUUAAUGUAAAGAUCUUGUGCUAUAACUUUUAAAGCCAUACAAAUAAGAGUGCUAAACUGUGGACUUAAAAGUAGGUGUGUAAAUAUUUUUAAUCAGUAUUACUUGGAAAAUAAAAUAUAACAAAC